Molecule: messenger RNA, 483 nt
Organism: Plenodomus lingam JN3
Lineage: Eukaryota; Fungi; Ascomycota; Dothideomycetes; Pleosporales; Leptosphaeriaceae
Source: RefSeq, a predicted model, not a curated record
AUGAAAUUCUUUGUCCUCACAGUCCUCGUCGGGUCCGCUUUCGGCGGUCCCACACUGUCAGUUCGUCAAAAUGCCACAUGUGACAUGGAAAAAGUUACACAACUUGCGGGCGGCAUUCAAGCGAAUUUAUUUGUACAGCAACAGGAACUUGCUGGUAUCAAAUGCUUACAGAAGCUUGAGCCGAAUCAGGCAUCCAGCCAGUUCCCGGAGGAGCGACAGAGGGUCCUUGCGAUCCAGCAACUUGGUAUCAACAUCCGCGCUCAGAACCAAAACCUCGCAAAAGAUAUCAAUAGUCCCGCAAUAGAUGGAUUGAACGUUGUGGAGGGGGCCCAGAUUACAGAGAUGCGACAGGUGAUGGGUCUUACUGGAGACGGGGAAAAAGAUAAGGACGUUUUGGAGACUUUAGUGAAGGAAGUAGAAGAUGGGACGAAGCAGAAUGAAGCCAACUUGGCUGCAGCGCAGGGACAGUGCAAGUCCGAGUAG